AUGGCCCCUUUCGCUCCCUCCAAGCCCCAGGGCACCAACGGCGCCUCCGCCUCCACCCGUAACACCGUCAAGGCCAAACCCCAGAACCAGGAGGCUCUCAACGAGAAUCCCAAUUUUUCGAACGCUGCCUUCGGCACCUGCACUAUCUUAGACGUUGACUCAACACACUUCUUAACGGCCGACCCCAAGGAAAAAAAGGUCUUCUACUCGACCUCACACCUUCUCUCGUCGACGACUUAG
Messenger RNA from Scedosporium apiospermum, 240 nucleotides. RefSeq lists its product as uncharacterized. The transcript is spliced from 2 exons. The coding region runs from base 1 to 240 and encodes 79 amino acids. The record is from RefSeq and is a predicted model, not a curated record. Lineage: Eukaryota; Fungi; Ascomycota; Sordariomycetes; Microascales; Microascaceae.